UGCGCAUGCGUGUAGUCGUGACCGCGCAGUUGUGCGAGUCGUUUGAAAGCGGCUGAAGUUUGUGCCUCUGAAAAACACACGUCUUCAGCUAGCAUGGAGCUAAAUGAUGCCAACCUUCAAACUCUGACUGAGUACCUGCAGAAAACGUUAAACCCUGAUCCACUUGUCAGGCGACCAGCCGAGAAGUUUCUAGAGUCAGUGGAGGGUCAUCAGAACUACCCCAUUCUGUUACUCACGGCUUUAGAGAAGUCCCAGGAUAACGUUAUCCGAGUGUGUGCAGCAGUCACCUUCAAGAACUACAUUAAGAGAAACUGGCGUAUAGUCGAAGAUGAGCCGAACAAAAUUUCUGAUCAAGACCGCGCAGCUAUCAAGGCUAAUAUUGUCAAUUUAACUCUAACCAGCCCAGAGCAGAUACAGAAACAGCUGAGUGAUGCUAUCAGUAUCAUUGGGCGAGAAGAUUUCCCUCAGAAGUGGCCUGACCUCCUAACAGAGAUGGUGACGCGCUUCCAGAGUGGAGAUUUUCACAUUAUCAAUGGUGUGCUUCGAACCGCUCACUCGCUCUUUAAAAGGUAUCGGCAUGAGUUUAAGUCCAAUGAGCUGUGGCAGGAGAUCAAGUUGGUGCUGGACACUUUUGCUCAGCCUCUUACAGAGCUUUUUAAGGCUACAAUUGACUUGUGUCAAACUCACGCUACAGACAUCAAUGCACUGAAGGUUCUCUUCUCGUCACUUAUACUCAUUUCAAAGCUGUUCUACAGUCUAAACUUCCAGGAUCUUCCAGAGUUUUUUGAGGACAACAUGGAGACCUGGAUGACUAAUUUCCAUAAUUUGUUAACCUUGGAUAACAAGCUUCUACAGACUGAUGAUGAGGAGGAGGCUGGUCUCCUGGAGUUACUGAAAUCACAGAUCUGUGAUAACGCAGCACUUUAUGCCCAGAAAUAUGAUGAGGAGUUUCAGCCCUACCUGCCUCGCUUUGUCACUGCUAUCUGGAACCUGCUUGUGACGACAGGCCAGGAAGUCAAAUAUGACCUGUUGGUGAGCAAUGCUAUUCAGUUUCUGGCAUCGGUGUGCGAGAGGCCGCACUACAAGCAUCUGUUUGAAGACCAGAACACGCUCACCAGCAUCUGUGAAAAGGUCAUCAUCCCCAACAUGGAAUUCAGAAGUGCAGAUGAAGAAGCAUUCGAGGAUAAUUCAGAAGAAUAUAUAAAAAGAGAUCUCGAAGGAUCAGACAUUGAUACAAGGCGACGGGCUGCAUGUGACCUUGUUCGAGGGCUCUGCAAGUACUUUGAGGGUCCUGUGACAGCCAUCUUCUCUGGCUAUGUAAACUCUAUGCUGACUGAGUACGCCAAGAACCCUGCAGCGAACUGGAAGCAUAAGGAUGCCGCUAUCUAUCUGGUUACAUCACUGGCAUCUAAAGCCCAGACGCAGAAGCAUGGAAUAACACAAGCCAACGAGUUGGUGAAUCUGACCGAGUUCUUUGUCAACCACAUUUUACCAGAUCUAAAGUCCCCUAAUGUGAAUGAAUUUCCGGUUUUAAAAGCAGAUGCCAUUAAGUACGUCAUGACCUUUAGAAGUCAGCUUCCUAAAGAACAUCUAUUGCAGACGAUUCCUCUAAUGGUUAAUCACCUGCAGACAGAGAGCACAGUGCAGCACACGUAUGCAGCUCAUGCUCUGGAACGUGUCUUUACCAUGAGGGGGGCAAACAAUACCACACUUCUCACAGUUGCUGAGGUUGCUCCUUUUACAGAGCUGCUGCUCAACAGUCUAUUUAAAGCUCUGACGAUACCAGGCUCAUCAGAAAACGAAUAUAUCAUGAAAGCCAUCAUGCGAAGCUUUUCGCUCCUUCAGGAAGCCAUUGUGCCCUACAUUCCUACACUGAUUGGCCAGCUCACCCAAAAGCUCCUCCUAGUCAGCAAGAAUCCCAGCAAACCUCAUUUCAACCACUACCUCUUUGAGUCACUGUGCCUGUCCAUCCGGAUCACCUGCAAGGCAAACCCUGCGAUUGUGACCAGCUUUGAAGAGGCCCUGUUUCCUGUCUUUACAGAGAUUCUUCAGAAUGAUGUGCAGGAGUUUGUACCGUACGUGUUCCAGGUGAUGUCUUUGCUGCUGGAGAUUCACGCUAGUGCUAUCCCUUCCUCCUACAUGGCCCUGUUCCCCCACCUGCUCCAGCCUGUCCUUUGGGAGCGUGCGGGCAACAUCCCGCCUCUGGUGCGCCUGCUUCAGGCUUACCUGCAGAAAGGAAGUUCUACCAUCGCCAGCUCAGCUGCAGAUAAAAUUCCUGGCCUGCUGGGGGUGUUCCAGAAGCUCAUCGCCUCCAAGGCUAACGACCACCAGGGCUUCUAUUUGCUUAACAGUAUAAUAGAGCACAUGCCACCUGAGGCUGUUGGUCAGUAUAGAAAGCAGAUUUUCAUCCUGCUCUUCCAGAGACUGCAGAGCUCCAAGACCACAAAGUUUGUCAAAAGUUUUCUUGUCUUCAUUAACCUCUAUGGUGUGAAGUAUGGGGCGAUUGCUUUGCAAGAGAUGUUUGACGACAUCCAGCCCAAGAUGUUCGGCAUGGUGCUGGAGAAGAUUGUGAUCCCGGAGGUGCAGAAAGUGUCAGGGCAGGUGGAGAAGAAGAUCUGUGCAGUGGGAAUCACAAAGAUCCUCACAGAAUGCCCAGCUAUGAUGGACACAGAGUACACCAAACUCUGGCCUCUGGUCCUGCAGGCCCUAAUCGGGUUGUUUGAGUUGCCCGAGGACGACAGCAUCCCUGACGACGAGCACUUCAUCGAUAUAGAGGACACACCGGGUUACCAGACUGCUUUCUCCCAGCUGGCAUUUGCUGGCAAGAAGGAGCACGAUCCUAUUGGAGACGCUGUCAGCAACCCCAAAAUCCUGCUUGCCCAGUCUUUACACAAACUCUCCACUGCCUGCCCUGGAAGGGUGCCCUCCAUGCUGAGUACGAGCUUGAACGCUGAGGCGCUCCAGUUCCUGCAGGGCUAUCUCCAGGCAGCUUCAGUUCAGCUUGUCUAAAGCAGACACGCCUUCCUCCUUAUUUUCAUCUCUGGAGUCUGUUAGUUGUGAAGUUCAGGUGCAACAGUUCGAAUCUCCACAGACAAACAAUUGAUUUGACAUUCGGCCCAAAAUUGUGUGUUGAGGGGUUCCGUGAGCUGAAAUUGAUUCUCUGGGUAAAACAGUGGACUGAGAAGAGAAAAGCACUUGCCAAAGUGAGAAGUCUAUGAUGGAGGUUCAACCACAGCAUGUUGUAUCUGUAGAACAAUACAACAUAUUUCCUGAUUUGUUAUCUAGCACUUCUUUCUGAGUCAUGCAUUUACCGUCAUUCAACAGGCGUCUUAAAUUCAGGAAAAAUAUCCUUAAGUGUUUUGAGGUUAAACUUACAAUAUGUGACACAUUUAUCAGUACAAUUUGGCUAGAAUGGGAUGUAUUUACAAUUUGUAAAACCUGCUGUUUGUCCAUGCUGUUCCUGGAGUUGUUUUUACUGUAUAAAUAAGGGCUGUUUAAGCACUAAAACAGUGUUUUUGUUGCAUGUAUCUGUGUUUUUGUCCAAUUUGUCUUAUGGCUUUGUCUAAUUGUCAAUAAAAAAAGCACUUGUAUAAUU
This is a messenger RNA of Trichomycterus rosablanca, 3595 nucleotides long. It is a transcript of the gene cse1l, whose product is annotated as CSE1 chromosome segregation 1-like (yeast). NCBI's taxonomy places the organism in Eukaryota, Metazoa, Chordata, Actinopteri, Siluriformes, Trichomycteridae. The transcript is spliced from 25 exons. Gene Ontology annotation, biological process: protein export from nucleus; protein import into nucleus. The record is from RefSeq and is a predicted model, not a curated record. Gene Ontology annotation, cellular component: cytosol; nuclear envelope. Gene Ontology annotation, molecular function: nuclear export signal receptor activity; small GTPase binding. Bases 94 to 3009 code for a protein of 971 amino acids.